This is a messenger RNA of Lentinula edodes (shiitake mushroom), 1425 nucleotides long. RefSeq lists its product as uncharacterized. Lineage: Eukaryota; Fungi; Basidiomycota; Agaricomycetes; Agaricales; Omphalotaceae. Gene Ontology annotation, molecular function: DNA-binding transcription factor activity, RNA polymerase II-specific; RNA polymerase II cis-regulatory region sequence-specific DNA binding. Bases 1 to 1425 code for a protein of 474 amino acids. Gene Ontology annotation, biological process: regulation of transcription by RNA polymerase II. The record is from RefSeq and is a predicted model, not a curated record. The transcript is spliced from 4 exons.
AUGAAGGACAAACAAAAGAAACCAAGGCAUAGACAUUCUCCUGCCCAGCUCAUCGCUCUGAAUGAGCUAUACGAAAGAGAUGAGCAUCCUGCGCUUGAUCUCAGAGUAAAUCUUGCAGAGCGCCUUGGAAUGGAGACAAAGACUGUCAAUGCCUGGUUUCAGAACAAACGGGCUAGCUCAAAGAAACGCACUUUGCCUAGAUCAACGGCUUCAUAUGACAAUCCAUCUAUAAACUCUUCGACUCUCAGCUCGAAUUCAUCCCUUCGUCGACCUGAUUUAGACGAAUUUGAGGAAGACUUAGAUUUUCAAUCACCUCCCCUUCCUGAUAACGGUCCCAUCAAUUUACCCUUCUACGGUGGCAACACUGAAAACGCACAUUUCGAGGAACAAGACAAUAUGCAACGUCGAUCUCGUAUGCGUCCUUCCUUAGAGCAGGUCGAACAGCUCAAAAACUUGUUCAACAUCAACCCACUUCCAUCUACUGAAGAGAAACAGGCUUUAGCAGAUCGUAUUGGAAUGCGAUAUCAAAGCAUCACGACUUGGUUCCAAAAUCAGCGCAGCAUCUUGAAAAAAAGACAAGAAGGCGAUACCGACAUUACGGCAGCUUCUUUCCCAAAUUCCGAGUAUCCUUUUGACACUCCUGCUCGGAGGUAUUCUGCGUUCCCACCGCCCACGCAUCAUCCAUCCCUCAACUUGCCGCCUGCAAAUUCUCAUCCCUCUCUUCCUUCUAUGCCUGUGCGGGGUCGGCGAAGCCUAUCGCCCGUCUCUGCUUCAUCACGUAGAACGAGUCGACGUCGGAGCGGGACGCCAUAUGAUAGUACCCUCAACUCUCGGCCCCGGCGUACUCGUCCAGAACCAUAUCAACUUGAUGCACUGAAGGAUUUGUUCCUUAAGACGGCCCACCCGACUAUCGAGGAACGCACCGCGCUAGCUAUUCAAAUCGGAAUGGACCUCGGUAAGGUUACCAACUGGUUCAGAAACCUUCGACAAACCACACGCAGGCGCGCUAAAAAGUCGGGCAGUGGGGAAGACGAUUACGACGACGACGACGAAGACGCUGAUUAUCCUGAUCAUGAUCGAGAUGCAUCUAUCUCGCGAUACGGAUCGCCUUCAUCGUCUACGUGGACUAAUGAUGAUUCCGUCAUGUAUGAUGAGAAGGUUCCCAUUAUGCACAGUGGAAGUGUAUCAGACGCAGGUAGCGAUGACGAAUAUGAAGAAGCCGUAACCCCCAGCUCCGAAUCCUCACGGUCGCCCCCUCCGCCGUUGGGCAGGUCACCAUCAUCUCAGGUUAACCUUAGCAACUUAACGCUAGCAGCGUUAGAAUCGGCGACCAUCGCAGAGAUGGAUAAGGCCCCCUUCAAAAGCGGAAUUAAAGUUGAGGAUGCUUUGCUCUUGCUCACCUUCCACCACCAAGUGGUACAGUGA